CUCUGAAGACGCUGAUAAGAACUCAAGGACUCUGAUAGGAGAAAGAAACAUCUCAGUUGGACAUUUCACAAACAGAAAUUCCACUUCUAGGAAGACUUUGACUGCUUCAAUAGAUGGCUCCUUCUUCUGUGUCGUCCUGGCUUAGAAAACCAUAGAUUAUCCUCAGUUAAAUGGAGAUUCUUCACAGAUUCACUCUCAAGGAAGAGAAAAGCAUCUGAAUCCAAGUUAUAACCCAUGGGAGAGGAUUGAGUUAUUAAAACCCCUGUAGAUCUAGGCACAUUGACGGACUGUACCAUGAGGAACAAUACAAGCAGUGGGGUCUCUAAACAUGCUGGAGAAAAACACUGCAUGGAUAGGAUCAUUCUGGAUGAACUUAAACUAGAGGACGUAGCACAAUGGCAGAGGGAAAUCCCAGAGCCUUCUUUAAAGGAGAAGAUCCGUGACUCUUUGAGGUGCACUGUGGGACAGUGGAAGGUUUGGAUUCUAGCGUGGAUGCCAGUUCUGUCCUGGAUCCCCUGUUAUUCCAUCCGAGAGAAUGGACUUGGUGAUCUGGUUUCAGGCGUCAGUGUGGGAAUCAUGCAUCUGCCUCAAGGUAUGGCUUAUGCUCUUUUGGCUUCUGUCCCGCCUGUGUUUGGUCUCUACACCUCCUUCUAUCCUGUCCUGGUCUACUUCAUCUUCGGCACUUCUAAACACAUCUCCAUAGGAACUUUUGCUGUGAUUAGCAUAAUGAUUGGAAGCGUCUCGGAGCGACUGGCUCCUGACGGUCAUUUUCUUACCAAUGGGACAAAUGGAUUGGUGGUUGUGGACACAGAGGCACGAGAUCUGCAGAGGCUGAAAGUGGCUGCAGCAACAACAUUACUGUGCGGCAUUUUCCAAGUUUUGUUGGGUGUUGUUCGGUUUGGCUUUGUGGUCACAUAUCUCUCAGAGCCUUUAGUCCGAGGAUACACAACAGGAGCAGCCGCUCAUGCGAUCACAGCUCAACUCAAAUACAUGUUUGGAGUUUCACCCAGACGCUUCACUGGACCCCUGCAGCUGCUUUAUACUCUGGUGGAGCUGUGCGGUUUAUUACCGCAGACUCACGUUCCCACUUUAGUGGUCAGUCUGGUUUCUCUCACAGCUUUGGUUAUUGUGAAGGAGAUCAACUCCUGCUACAGUCACAGAUUACCCCUGCCCAUUCCCAUAGAGCUCAUGGUGAUCACUGCAGGGACUCUCAUUUCUCAUUAUACUGAAAUGAAGACUAUUAAUGGUGUUGACGUGGUGGGAGAAAUUCCCAAAGGGCUGAUGCCCCCCAGAGUCCCGGAGGUGUGUUUCUUUUCGUCAGUGGCAGGAGAUGCAUUUGCUGUGGCUGUGGUGGGAUAUGCCAUUAGCAUUUCUCUGGGCAAGAUUUUUGCUCUCAAACAUGGAUAUAAAGUUGACAGCAAUCAGGAGUUGGUGGCGUUGGGUCUCAGUAACACCAUUGGUGGAUUCUUUCAGUGCUACGCCGUCACUUCCUCAAUGUCUCGCAGUCUCAUUCAGGAGAGCACAGGGGGAAAAACACAGGUGGCUGGAUUAAUAUCUGCUGUUAUUGUGCUCAUUACUGUUUUGAAGCUUGGUCCACUUUUUGAGGAACUGCCCACAGCUGUCCUGUCCACCAUUGUGUUUGUGAAUCUGAAAGGGAUGUUCAUGCAGUGUCGGGAUCUUCCAGCUUUGUGGAGGAGCAACAAAGUAGAUCUGCUGGUGUGGCUGGUCACGUUUCUCUGUACGGUUCUGUUGAAUCUGGAUCUGGGUCUGGCAGCUUCCAUCACAUUCACACUGCUCACUGUCAUCUUUAGGACUCAGCGUCCCAGGUACUCUUUACUUGGCAGAGUUCCUGACACAGAACUGUACUUAGAAACAGAGUCAUAUAAGGCGGCUAAAGCAAUCCCAGGUAUCACCAUCUUCCGUUCUUCUACAAUGAUCUACUAUGCAAAUGCCGAACUCUAUCAUGAAGCCUUGUUGGAGAAGAGUGGAAUUAAUAUUCCGAAGAUACUCGAGCUGAAAAAAAGGAAGGAGGAAGAGGAGAAGUCAAAAAAGGGACAAGCGAAGGAUCAAGAUAAGCAGACUGGAGUUUUGAGAGAGUUAUUGAACAGGAUGCUGGUCUCUCUGCACCACCAUGAAACUGACCACGAACACAUUGUCAAUGACACCAGCAUAGCAACAGUAACCCAGGGUAACACGAACUGCAGUUUCCAGUCAGAGCAGGUUACAGAGGAGCAGGAAUGGGGCAAAACAAACACACACUCCUCCAGCUGCGAACAGACACACUCCAUCAUCCUAGACUUCAGUUCUGUCAGCUUCAUCGACACAGUCACCCUCAAAACAAUCCAGAAUAUAUGUCGAGAUUAUGCCAAGGUAGAUGUCACUGUUUACAUUUCUGGAUGUCAAGCGUGUGUGGUCCAGCAGCUGGAGCGAGGUGGAUUCUUUUCAGGGUCAGUCUCAAAAAGACGACUUUUCCCUUCUAUCCAUGAUGCGGUGCUGCACUGCCUGUCUAACAGAGAUCUGUCCAGCUCUGAAUCAGCACUGGAAUCGCCCUGCAUCACAAGGCUGUGACCAGUAGAUGUCAGUCUGAAGAUUCUGUUUUAGUUUCUAAUGACACUAUGCUCUUGGAUAUUGUUAUACCACAAAAAAACCCAUUAGUCAUUUUCAGAUGUACUGACAAAUCUCAGUGUCAGACGUCAUGCCCUUGGACCCCCAGUUGCAUGUCUGUCAUAAGACAUACAAGAUAAGAAACACUUCAGGAACUGACAUACUUGCUUACAAUGUUUAUUCACAUUAUGGUAGUCGGCAGAAGGGAAGUGCCGUAUCAAAACAGUGGUUGGCGCACAGGAUAGUAGAUGUCAGCGCCCUCGCCUAUCAGUGCCAAGGUGAACCGUGUUACCCAAGGGGUGAGAGCAAACUCAACAAGAAGUGUUGUGUCCUCCUGGGCUUUAGCACCUCUCAGUUUAUCAUAUGUAGCGUUCCCCCCUCUGGUUAGGGCUAGCCCAUAUGUCCAUAUUGCCAUCAGGUCUCCCCAUUUGCGUAGCAGGUGGCCUUCGCAGGCUUACAGAACUCUUGGUGAACUCUUGAUGCCUAUUAAAAUGAAUAAAUUAGAUAAGACACAUUAUUAUAACAUUAACCACAUCUUGUGGUUAAUGUUAAGAAACUUCUGAAUAUUUUUAUAUAUUGUCAUAUAAUAAUAAUUAUUGUUAUUAUUAUA
Danio rerio (zebrafish) is the source of this 3214-nucleotide messenger RNA. The record is from RefSeq and is a predicted model, not a curated record. Lineage: Eukaryota; Metazoa; Chordata; Actinopteri; Cypriniformes; Danionidae.